AUGGCGACCACGAAUUGGACGCUCCCCGACCACCCCACGCUCCCCAAGGGGAAGACGGUGGCCGUCGUCGUGCUCGACGGAUGGGGCGAGGCCAGCCCCGACCAGUACAACUGCAUCCAUGUCGCCCAGACGCCCGUCAUGGAUUCGCUCAAGAAUGGUGCUCCUGAGAAGUGGAGACUAGUGAAGGCUCAUGGAACUGCCGUUGGUCUCCCAAGUGACGACGACAUGGGCAACAGUGAAGUUGGCCACAAUGCUCUUGGAGCUGGCCGAAUCUUUGCUCAAGGUGCGAAGCUUGUUGAUGCUGCUCUUGCUUCCGGGAAGAUUUGGGAAGACGAGGGGUUCAAUUACAUCAAGGAAUCUUUUGAUAAGGGUACUCUGCACCUUAUUGGUUUGUUGAGUGAUGGAGGCGUUCACUCCCGGCUAGACCAAGUGCAGUUGAUUGUGAAAGGUGCCAGUGAGAGGGGAGCAAAAAGAAUUCGCCUUCACAUUCUUACUGAUGGGCGUGAUGUUUUGGAUGGCAGUAGUGUUGGUUUCGUAGAGACAAUUGAGAACGAUCUUGCUCAGCUUCGUGAGCAGGGUGUUGAUGCACGGAUUGCAUCUGGUGGUGGAAGGAUGUAUGUUACCAUGGACCGCUACGAGAAUGACUGGAGUGUGGUCAAGCGUGGGUGGGAUGCCCAGGUGCUUGGAGAAGCACCACACAAAUUCCAAAAUGCACUUGAAGCUGUGAAGACUCUAAGAGCAGAGCCCAAGGCCAAUGAUCAGUAUUUGCCCCCAUUUGUGAUAGUUGAUGAGAGUGGCAAAUCGGUUGGUCCUAUAGUAGACGGUGAUGCAGUCGUGACUUUCAAUUUCAGAGCUGAUCGCAUGGUUAUGCUUGCGAAAGCACUCGAGUUUCCUGAUUUUGAUAAAUUUGACCGUGUUCGUGUACCAAAAAUUAAGUACGCUGGGAUGCUUCAAUAUGAUGGUGAGUUGAAGCUUCCAAGCAAGUACCUUGUUUCCCCACCUUUGAUUGAGAGGACAUCUGGUGAAUACUUGGUGAAGAAUGGUGUCCGCACCUUCGCUUGCAGUGAGACAGUGAAGUUUGGCCAUGUCACAUUUUUCUGGAAUGGAAACCGUUCGGGAUACUUUGACGAGACCAGGGAAGAGUAUGUAGAAAUUCCCAGUGACAGUGGUAUCACAUUCAAUGAGCAGCCCAAAAUGAAGGCACUUGAAAUUGCUGAGAGAACUCGGGAUGCUAUCCUCAGUGGGAAGUUUGACCAGGUGCGUAUUAACCUGCCAAACGGUGACAUGGUUGGUCACACUGGUGAUAUUGAAGCUACAGUUGUUGCUUGCAAGGCUGCUGAUCAUGGAAACGCAGAGGAUAUGGUUAAGAGGAACAAAGCUGGCCAGCCGAUGCUCGACAAGAGCGGUAGCAUCCAGAUUCUUACCUCGCAUACGCUUCAGCCAGUCCCUGUUGCUAUCGGAGGCCCUGGUCUCCACCCAGGAGUGAGAUUCCGCUCCGACAUCCAGACACCUGGGCUCGCCAACGUUGCCGCCACCGUGAUGAACCUCCACGGCUUCCAGGCUCCUGCUGAUUAUGAGACGACCCUCAUCGAAGUCGUCGACAAGUAA
Molecule: messenger RNA, 1608 nt
Organism: Triticum turgidum subsp. durum (durum wheat)
Lineage: Eukaryota; Viridiplantae; Streptophyta; Magnoliopsida; Poales; Poaceae
Source: the annotation of a GenBank genome assembly